Mycena indigotica is the source of this 1590-nucleotide messenger RNA. RefSeq lists its product as uncharacterized. The coding region runs from base 1 to 1590 and encodes 529 amino acids. NCBI's taxonomy places the organism in Eukaryota, Fungi, Basidiomycota, Agaricomycetes, Agaricales, Mycenaceae. The record is from RefSeq and is a predicted model, not a curated record. Gene Ontology annotation, molecular function: oxidoreductase activity, acting on paired donors, with incorporation or reduction of molecular oxygen; monooxygenase activity; heme binding. The transcript is spliced from 10 exons.
AUGGACCCCACCAUCGUCCGUAUCGUCGUCCUUUCUGGCCUCUGGCUUGUUUGGACUUUUGUCCUCAUCGCCAUUCUGCUGUCUUUCGUGUUUUGCGCGCAAACAGUCCGUCGCAGAUUCAAUACCACACAACUUCUGGGACCUGCGCGUAACAACGAUGAUUUGGACCCUAUCGGUUGUAAAGCAAAAUAUGGGCCUGUUUACUCCGUUCCGAGGACGUUAUUCGAGCGUACGAUUGUGUUGAAUGAUGCUUCUGGCAUAGAACAUUUUUACGCUCAGACACCCACUGUUUAUCGGUUGACAACUGCGACAAGACGCUGGACGGGGAACAUAGUGGGCGAAGGACUGACCUGGGUUGACGGGGCACAACAUGAAGCCUACCGCAAAGUACUGACUCCACUUUUUGGCGCUAAUGCUAUCGAGAGUCAUGCUCCUACCUUCUCCGCAAUGGCCAAGAAGGUCCAUCUUGUGUGGGAACAAGCUCUAGUAUCUAGACCACGCGGAAUGGUCGUUGAAAUAUCUCAUUGGAUGAACAGCGUUGUUCUCGACUCUCUCGGCCUAGCCGGCUUUGGUUACGACUUCAACUCGCUCGCUGGAGAGUAUUGCCCAACGACUGCAGCAUUCUACGUGCUGAGGGCUCCAGUUACAACACUCUCAGACAAGAUAUUCCGAUUUGGACCCCGAACAUGGUUUUGGCCGCUGCUUAGACAUUGGCCUGGCCAUCGCAAUCGAAUUCUGCGAGAAUUCCAGGCGGUGGUGAAGGCCAUGGUGGAUGUCGUGUUCCUGAAGCAGGUACCAAUGACGGAUUUGCCAAAACAGUCGUUCAUCGAUUCUCUGAUGAAAACGCUGGCGGAGGACCAGUUGAGACUGUCGCCUUCUGAAGUAGCCACCCAAGUGAAUACGUGGCUUUUUUCUGGCUUCGAGACAACUGCCGCCAGCUUAACGUGGGUUUUAAUCGAGCUGGCAAAACAUCCCCGCAUACAAGAGCGCCUUAAAAAAGAGCUGCGGCAACUAGACGAGGCUGAGGUGGCUCGUCAGCCAUAUCUUCAUGCGGUCGUUUAUGAAAGCUUACGGCUACAUCCUCCCAUUGGAAUGACGACGCGUGUGGCCAUUCGAGACGACGUUAUACCUCUCAGUGGUAUAGUAAUGACAAAAGCGGGAGACUCAGUUAACAGCAUCAAAAUUGCGAAAGGAACACAUGUGAGGGUGCCUAUCCGGCCUGUCAAUACUAGUAAAGAGCUUUGGGGCCCCGGCGCGGGUGCUUUCGACCCUGAAAGGUGGUGGAAUCUCUCGACUCAAGAUGAACCAGCCCCUAGUGGGCAGAAGAUCAAGCAUCUUGCAUUUGGAGACGGAAGUAGGGCGUGCAUUGGCUCUGGCCUUGCCCUAGCGAUGAUAAAGGUCGUUGUCUUCACUCUCGUUCGGCGGUACACGUUUGCGUUGCCACGCGGUCCACAAACCCCAGUUGAGGCGGUUGGAGAGCCAGUUGCGCGGCCGCAAGUGAAAGUGAGAGGAGGCUCUGGGGGAACAGCAGUCAUGAUGGUCGUUCGAAAGUGUGAAUUCGUAGAUGAGCCUGCAACCAGCGUACUCUAA